AUGAGCGGAAAUAAUCUCGGUUUCGACCCAUACGAAAUGUUACCGUCAGAACGUAUUGGACCAUGGGGCGGAUGGAUUGCAAGUCCAAUACAAUUACUUCUGUUUAUGUCGCGAGUCGAUGGAUUUCCUCACAGGAGCGAUUUGUUGUCUACACAGUCAAUUAAGCAAUGCUCUACACCGUCCUCACCUUCGAACAGUACAUACGGUCUCGGUUGGUCACUAAAUAUCAUGGGCUUCAACGGUUGGCAACACGACGGCCGAAUGCCUGGAAGCGCUGCGAUGCUGGUUCGACUGGACAACGGACUCGAGCUAGCAAUCACUGUAAAUAAGGAAUAUUCAGAAAGAGAUUUCUUCCAUGAACUGGGCUACGUCCUACAUCACAUUGGAAAUAAUCACGAUUGGUGGAACGAUGACAAGGACCUCUUCUAUCAUCUCCACAAUUGA
Cooperia oncophora is the source of this 444-nucleotide messenger RNA. The record is from the annotation of a GenBank genome assembly. NCBI's taxonomy places the organism in Eukaryota, Metazoa, Nematoda, Chromadorea, Rhabditida, Trichostrongylidae.